AUGCAUACAUUACGUGUUGCAACAUUUGUCACUUCAUAUGACCAUAUCCCGACUGCUAGUAUUUGCCAACCUUCUCACUUCAUUUGGCACCACCAUUCCCGCACCGACGGUGGGCUGUUCCGAAGAGCAAGAAGAACUCCCGCACUCCUUCCCUUGCCCACACCGUCCGACCUAAUAUGGUGGAUGCCACCCAUCACCUACACAACCAUUAAAAAGUGCGUAUACCCACAACAUCACCACUCCAAAUCAACAACACAACAUUCUGCGUCGGUAAACAAUACUAAACUCACCCUUGCCCGUGAUGAUCUCUGGGAGGGUACUCAACCGAAUGCUUGUUCAUUGAAACCGAAUAAAUCGCUUACCGAUACCACGUUUCAGUCCACUUUUUUUAGUUACGUUCCCGAUGGAUCUCUUUUGCUAGGCUAUACUUUUUUUUGUCUGGAAGAUGUUGUUAGGUCAAUUCCAAAUAGGAACAUGUUUAAUUGUCCUGGUAAAUGGUAA
This is a messenger RNA of Lactuca saligna, 501 nucleotides long. NCBI's taxonomy places the organism in Eukaryota, Viridiplantae, Streptophyta, Magnoliopsida, Asterales, Asteraceae. The record is from the annotation of a GenBank genome assembly.